Dichotomopilus funicola is the source of this 3879-nucleotide messenger RNA. RefSeq lists its product as uncharacterized. NCBI's taxonomy places the organism in Eukaryota, Fungi, Ascomycota, Sordariomycetes, Sordariales, Chaetomiaceae. The record is from RefSeq and is a predicted model, not a curated record. The transcript has 2 exons. Bases 1 to 3879 code for a protein of 1292 amino acids.
AUGUUGGACCCCUUAACCGCCAUCGCCCUUUCGGGCAACAUCCUCCAAUUCAUCGACUACGCGACCAAGCUCCUCCGAGAAGCCCGCCAGAUCUCCCGUUCCGCCACAGGCGCCGCUGAAGGAACCAGAGAUGCGAUCGCCGUGUACGACGACUUCCGGGAAGCUGCUGCGGCUCUGGCUACGCCGUCGACGCUGCCCCGGACAGCAGACGAUGCGGCGAUGGAAGCUCUGGCGGAGCGGUGUCGUGAGGUGUCCGAGGAGUUAGUUGCUGGGUUGAAGCGGCUGCAGGUCGCGACGCCGGGGUCGAGGCGGGAGAGUUUGCGAGUUGCAUGGAGGGUGAUGCGGGAGAAGGGGGAGUUGGAGGAAUUGGAGGUGCGGUUGGAGAGGUGUCGGAAGCAGUUGGUGACGAGGAUCAUUUUUAUGAUGAGUCAAAAACAAUCGUCGACUUAUCGCGGUUUACAAGAACUCAAAUCGCAAAGCGAUGAUUCGACUACAAAGACUACGGAUAAGUUGGAUACGUUAAGUCAGGAGCUCCUGCAUCUAUCUCAGAUUAUUGAAACGAACGGCCAUGCAACCGCUUCACAUAUCAACGACUUACAGGAUGAGAUGCGGGUUCAGGAGGAUCGUACCGUGCAGAAGAUGGUGGACCUCAUCUCCGAAAUUACGACAACCAAAACCAAGGUAGAAAAAGAACGUCAAAUUCUCAGGAAACUCACAUUUCAUGGAAUCCGGCGACGAGAAGAUGCUAUUGAGCCCGCUCGUGCCGGGACAUACCGAUGGCUUCUGUAUCCCCCGUCGGAAGCCCUAUCACGGAAGCCACCGAAUUCCGAUCCAGAUGAACAAGUGUCGAAAAAGAAGAAGAAGAAGCCCAAAAAGAAAUUGAACGACGAGAGUAAUUUUGAAGAAGUCAUCGAAGCUCUUUUUGAGUUGCGAAAGAUCGCAAUAAAAAGCGUCACUCCAUCAACCCACGAGAGAAAAGAAACGAGUCAACUAAAGGCGGACACCCGAGCACGGUUUCUUACCUGGCUAGAGGCUGGGUCUGGUAUAUUCUACCUGUCUGGCAAGCCAGGCGCCGGGAAAUCAACCAUGAUGAAGUUUUUGGCUCGAGAGCAGCGGACCUUAAGCGGAUUACAAACCUGGGCAGGCGACAAGCAGCUUGUUUUUGCCUCCUUUUUCUUCUGGAGGUCAGGGAUUGGGAUACAGAGAUCCAUCGAGGGUCUGUAUCGUGGACUACUCUGGGAAACGCUGAAGGCGUGUCCCGAACUCAUGCCGCACGUCUUUCCGUAUGAAUGGAACACCAACACUGACACAGGCAGCAAUGACACCGAGUUCGCCCUGAGUGAAAUCGAGGCUGCUUUUGAGAGAUUGAUCGGUGCCUCAAGCACAACAUCAGAUCGGAAGAUCUGCUUCUUUAUUGACGGACUGGAUGAGUUUGAAGGCGAUCAUCUUGGGUUGGCUCACCUUCUCAAGCAAUGGGCCAAUCUCCCUCACAUCAAACUCUGCGUAUCCAGUCGACCGUACAGCGCUUUCGAAAACAUUUUCAACACGGAACCGGACUUUUGUCUUCGCCUUCACGAGCAUACCUAUCAAGACAUGAUCCAAGCUGCGCAGGAAGAACUGCGAUCGGCCAUCACGUAUUCAGGAGUGGUGGUCUCUCCUUCCAACCUAGACGGCUACGACAUCCUUAUCAAGCCCGCAGUUGCAAAGGCUAACGGGGUUUUUCUAUGGCUACGCCUCGCCAUACGGCAUCUCGUUCGAGGCAUCGGCAAUGCGUAUUCCGCCACCGAACUCGGUGACAUGCUGCACGCCAUGCCCGAAGACGUGUCGGUCAUGUUCCAAACCAUGCUGGACAGGCUGCUUGCGCGGCCCGACCGGGUCAGAGUGGCGAUCACAUUGCUUUCUUUAGCAGAUCCGUCUCUUCCAAAGGGCCAGCACCGGCUGGUGGUGUAUUUCUCUGCGAUGGACGAUGUGUUGGAUGGAGCUAUUGGUUUGGAUGAUCUUCUUGCCUCGGCGAAGAAUAUCCCCAAGGGGUCAGACAAUCGCCAAAUGGAGAAGCGGCUGGUAGUUACAGAAGCCCGGCUGAGGGGCCGGUGUGAAGACUUUAUUGAGAUACGCGACGAUGGCUAUGGGAAGGACACUUCCCGGCCGCUACCCCUGAGACGGCGAAUCGAGUUUGUCCACCGCGACCUGCGGGACUUCCUCGUCCAAGAACACAUCAUCCAGAGGCUGCACCAGGUCGCAGGAUGGAGCGCGCCCAAAAUGGCCGGUCUGCAUCGGUACCUCGGCAUUGUGCUACUGAGAACGGUGCCGUCGCUAGCUAAAUCAGAAUCGUUCCUCGACCAACUCACCGACGAGUUCUUCCACUCGGAAUCAACAACUGCCCCGGAGCUUGAACUCCUACUCUCACUCAUUAUCAUAAACAGUGCUCAGCAAGGGCCGAAAGCAAUGGGAAGACGACACCGAUACUGCAUCGUCCUCGCUGCCCAUGACGAUGUCACUGAGCAACACGUCGAGCGAACGGUGCAUUACUCCAAAGAGCGCGCAGCACCCCCUUUAUUCCUCGCCCUCGAGUUCAUGUCCGCCGCAGCGUUCCAUCGCCACGACAGCUACGUCAUUAGCCUCACCACCCGUUUCCCCAUCCUCCUCCAGCUGCACCACCUCACCAGCAUCCUCCUCUCCGCUUCCCUCGGCGGUGCCGCUGCUCUGGCUACGACGUACCAGCGCAAACACGCCAACAGCACCCCAGACAAUUCCCUCGCCGUCCGCCGCCGAAAGGGCCUCAUGAAAGCCAUCGCCGGAUCCGACCACGCCAUCAACCCCGGUGGCGGAGGUAGCCUACUCUACCCGCAAACCGCCACCGAGAUGUUCGCUUUCCCGGGCUUCGAUCCCAACCACGACUCCAACCCUAACCCCGGAGCCCUUUCGACCUUCGACGCCGACACCAUCGUCUCCUCCCACUCAGACGACGGCGAUAACGAGUCCAUCCAGCUCCGCCGUGGUUCUUCCCCACCCCUAGCACUAGCCACCGCCCUACUAAAAGCCGGCGCCGAGCCAAACACCCCGCUACCCCCAACUUACUUCUCCGUCCCCUCCUGGCCCUGCCUCCCAUCGUCGUUAAACAGCCUAAGCAUUACUCACUGGACCCCCUGGACAGCCACCCUCCUCUGUCUCUUCGGCGUGCUCCGCCGCAACCACGGUCUCCUGCUCCCUGCAUCACGCGCAGCAUAUACUGAUGUCCCUGAUGACACGAUGCAGCUGCCGGUGUUGAGCGUGAUGGAGAUGUAUCUAACACACGGCGCCGACACGAAUGUGUGUUUUGUCGGCCGAUGUCUGCCCAAGGAGAAGUUGAAGCCGGUGCCGGUGUGGCGGGUUGGACCCGGGGUGUAUGCGAGUGUUAAGAUGGAGGAGCAUAUCCCGGAUCUUUUUACGGAGAGCCGGGAUGAAGGCGAGCCUGGCGAGGAUGGAAAUCGGGAAAAGGAUGGGGGGAAGUGGAGGUAUUUGACGUUGGGGCAGGUGGUGGAUAUGGUUGGAGAUGAUCACAACACGGGAAGUUCUCGCGGGGGGAACGGUGCAGGUUGGGUUGAGCAGAAGAAGCGGGUAAAGGAGCUGCUGCGUGCGAAGGGGCCGUGGGCUGUGACCAAGUGGAUUGGGACGGCGGCACAGAGUCUUGGGGGAGUUUGGCAGAGUGCGGGAGCGAGUGGUAACUUACAAAAUGGGAAUGGACCGAAUGCGGAGGUGAUUGAGAAGAUUGAGUUAGAAGAGCUGGGGGAUAGUUAUUUCUUUGUGGGGAUGAUUGUGAGGGAGCAGGAGUUGGGCAGGUUGGUGGUCCCGAAGGAGGCUAAGAGUAGGUUGUUGCCUGCGAGUUUGAUUCCAAUCUAA